Messenger RNA from Elgaria multicarinata webbii, 1536 nucleotides. It is a transcript of the gene BPIFC, whose product is annotated as BPI fold containing family C. Gene Ontology annotation, molecular function: lipid binding. The transcript is spliced from 15 exons. The record is from RefSeq and is a predicted model, not a curated record. NCBI's taxonomy places the organism in Eukaryota, Metazoa, Chordata, Lepidosauria, Squamata, Anguidae. Bases 1 to 1536 code for a protein of 511 amino acids.
AUGUCUAAAUCUUCCAUCCAGAAUGCUGUGGGCAUGGUUUGGAAGUGUAGUUCUGUAAAUGAGGUUCUCAAAGAAGCAAAAGUUACUGUGAAGAAGGAAAAACAAAGAGGGAUAAUGAAGCUUUGUGUCUUUUUGCUGCUGUUGAGCCUAUUCUGCGAGUGCCUUGAUGCGAAUUUGGGCAUCAAAAUGAAGUUGACACAGAAAGGUUUGCACUAUGGCAUGCAGGUUGGACUAAGGCUCCUGAAGGAAAGAUUACAGGGAAAUACGUUUGAGGACAUAAGUGGGGAAGACACAUCUGGAAUUACUGGACUCGACUACACAAUUUCAAAGAUAAGAAUCAAUAAUGUUGAAUUCCCAAAUGCAUCUGUCUCUGCCAUACCUGGGACUGGCAUUCAACUGUUGGUUAAUGAGGCUUCAGUAGAUUGCAGUGCAGACUGGAGAGUAAGGAGCUGGGUGUCCAGCAGAAACUCAGGAAACAUGACAGUCUCCAUUUCUGGAGUAUCUAUUACAGUUGUUGUGUCGCCCUUACGGGAUGAGGAAGGACGCCUGAUGCUCUCGCUUGAAAGCUGCCACGGGAAAGUUAAUGAUGUUGCCAUCGAGCUGGAUGAAACAGCUGGUUAUGUGCACAGAAUUUUUGCUAAUUUUCUGAAGCGGCCUCUCCGCAACACCUUGAGCUCCAGUUUGUGUCCAAACAUUGGUUUUGGGAUCCAACAGAUUAAUGAACAAAUGAGACAGCAUCAAGUCCGAACCCAGAUCGAUGCUUUUGCAGUAGUAGACUACUCCCUGGUAAACGCACCAGCUAUCUUCACUACAUCCAUUAACCUGGAUUUAAAGGGGACGGUAUAUCCGGUGAAAAUGGAUGUAGAGCCUGCCUUCAAGCCAGCCCCUUUCACUCUCCCAGGGACCACUGAUUUUAUGCUCUAUAUAGGAGUCUCAGAAUAUUUCUUUCAGUCUGCUUCACUGGCUUAUUUCACUUCUGGAGCCUUCAAUGUCUCUACUGCAGAGGUUGCUGAUCGUUAUGCAAAGCCACUUCCAGUAAUGAUGAAUCCCAUAGCAACCGCUACACCUGUGAUCAGUCUCAAAAAUGGCAGUUUUAAACUUGAGUUUGCUGGUUCCAUAGAGGUGCUGGCAGUCCUGCCAAACUCAACCACCCAGUCCAUGUUCACCUUGAACGUAACGGCCGGAACCAACGCCAGCGUCACCAUUUUUGAAGAAAAACUGAUGGCUGCUUUAUGUCUAGACAGUUUCCAGCUUUCCUUGGCUCACUCCAGUGUUGGGUUAUUCAAGGUUUCCCUGUUGGAGAACUUCAUAUCUUACGUUUUACAAAAUGGAAUAAUUCCAGCUGCUAACGCCAAACUGAAGGAAGGAUUUUCCCUGCCUCUCUCAGACAUGAUUCUUGUGAAACCUGUUGUAACAGUAUUCCAGGGCUACUUGCAGAUUUCCACCGAUGUGGCUUACAAACCCAGUGACAAUUGGAGAGACUUGUGGAGACAAUUGGAGACACUAUCAAAUUCUGAAGAAUUUUUUGUUAUAUAA